Molecule: messenger RNA, 651 nt
Organism: Phaeoacremonium minimum UCRPA7
Lineage: Eukaryota; Fungi; Ascomycota; Sordariomycetes; Togniniales; Togniniaceae
Product: putative sam domain protein
Exons: 4
Coding region: 1-651 (216 amino acids)
Molecular function (GO): methyltransferase activity
Source: RefSeq, a predicted model, not a curated record
AUGCUAGAAUAUGGCCUUCCCAUGGACUCGGCCGAGCUUGAUCGCAUCGACAUGUGCCACGCAAAAUACUGUGCAUUAAUUGGCAAGAAGCGCUACUUGGCGCCCAUUUUGAAUCCCCAGAGGAUCCUAGAUCUUGGAUGUGGAACUGGAAUAUGGUGCAUUGAAAUGGCAGAGGACUUUCCCGCCGCUGAAGUUAUUGGCACCGAUGUUGCACCAACACAACCUGAGUGUCAUCUAAAACCAGGCGGCUGGGUAGAAUUCCAGGCAAUCGUCGGCCUCCUUGGAUGCGACGAUGAUUCAAUUCCCGAAGGAAGCUACCUGCGAAGAUUCUCCGACAUGAUGGAAUCGGCAUCCUCGAAAUUCGGUGCGAGCCUCACCGACCCGAUGAAGUGGAAGAGUUGGUUCGAGGAGCGAGGUUAUCAGAACGUGACGCAGAAGGUCUUCAAGUUACCAUUCAACCCGUGGCCCAAAGAUCCGCGCAUGAAGCUUCUAGGUGCCUGGGAGAUGGAAAAUCUUCUCAGCGGCCUGGAGGCUAUGGUCAAUAGGAUGUUCCAGAAAGGCCUCGGCUGGUCCGAUGCCGAAGUUGCGGUAUUUCUGGCCUAUCUGAGGAAAGAGGUGAAGAACCCGCAGAUGCACGGGUAUUGGCCCUAG